GGGGCGGAUAAGCCGAGACGUCGGCGUGUUUAAUUCGGCACCGCCACGUUUAAGGCGACGCUAGCCCGGCUAGCGACGCUUCUAAAUGGACGAGCUAACGUGAACCGACGCUAACCGACGUUCCGGAGCGCGGCGUCGAGCGGAUGCGUGCAGCACGCCGAAGGCCCGGGAGCCGAAGCUCUAUGUCCAGGCCAAGUGCUAUCACUGAGGCAAAUGUGGAGCUGCUCGGCAAGAUUUGACUGAGGAUCUAAUUCCGUAUCCAGACGUUACUAGUGGGGGUGUACUGGCUUGUGAGAUCAACCAUGUUUUGGAAGUUUGACCUACACACGUCGUCCCACCUGGAGGCUCUGCUGGAGAAGGAGGAUGUCACACUCGUUGAGCUUAUGGACGAGGACGAUGUGCUGCAGGAGUGCAAGGCCCAGAAUAGCAGACUCCUCCAGUUCUUGUCCCAGGACCACUGUAUGCAGGAGAUGCUCCAUUUCAUCACGACAGAGCCCCCUACUGGUGUGGAGGAGAUGAAACGUUUUAAGUAUCCAAACAUAGCGUGUGAGCUUUUGACCUGUGACGUGGGGCUGAUCAACGAUAAACUGGGCAACGAGGAGCCGCUGCUGGAAUCUCUGUACGCCUUCCUGGAGCAGCCGUCCCCGCUCAACCCACUCCUGGCGUCUUUCUUCAGCAAGACCAUUGGGAACCUUAUCACUCGCAAGACUGAGCAGGUGAUUAGGUUCCUGAGGGGGAAGGAGGGUUUCCUCUCUCUCGUCUUGAAGCAUAUUGACACUUCAGCCAUGAUAGAUCUGCUGCUGGGCCUUAUCAGCUAUGUUGAGCCGCCUUCUCUCAGACUGGAGACACUCAAUUGGUUGAAUGCAGAGAAGCUGGGCCAGAGACUCGUAGAGCUCAUUCAUCCUGAGAGGGACGAGGAGCGGCAAUCUAACGCAUCUCAAACCUUGUGUAACAUCAUCCGUUUGAGCAGAGACCAGGCCAAUCAGCUCCAAGAGUCCCCAGAACCUGACCCUUUGCUUACUGUGCUGGAGUCACAGGAGUGUGUGGGGCAGCUGUUGCAGAACAUGUUCUCUGGCAAGAGGACCGAAAGCUGUAUCGUCAAUGGAAUUCAAGUUCUUCUCACCUUACUAGAGAUCAGGAGGCCUGUGGUGGAUGGUGUGAUGGAUACUCAGGGAUUUGAGAGAAGUUAUGCUGUCAACAGCAACAUUCUACUGGCCAUCCAACCCCAGCUCAUACACUUCCACCAGCUACUUCUGGAACCACCCAAGCGUAGUCCUAUGCUGACUACCCUGGGUGUCUUGGAGGAGCCGCUGGGUAACACUCGUCUUCAUGUAGCCAGACUGGCGGCCUCUCUUCUGUACACCAGUUCAGCAAGUCAUGCCGUCAUAGCACAGGAGCUCUGCCAACUCAACACCAUGGAUCUGCUUCUGGACUUGUUCUUUAAAUACACCUGGAAUAACUUCUUACAUCUCCAAGUGGAGCUGUGUGUCGCUGCCAUUCUUAGGCCAUGUGCCCACGAAAUGAGAUUUCAGACAGGCCUGGGAUCCCAGGAGAAGCCUAAGCUUCAUCAGGACGCCAUACAAGAGCAGGCUUCGCCUGAGCCUCAAACUCCAGAACCUUCUGUCAGCCCUGAAAACUCUGCGCAUAACAUGAUGGUGGCUCAUUUGUUUCAGCACUGCCGCCUUGUUCAGAGGGUUAUUGAUGCCUGGGAAGAGAAUGACAAGAUACAGGCAGGGGGCGGUAUGAGAAGAGGGUACAUGGGACAUCUGACCAGGAUUGCCAACACAGUGGUCCACAACCUGGAAAAAGGCCCGGUUCACACCCAGAUCAGCAGCCUCAUAACGGAGCUGCCAGAAGACUGCAGAGGGCGCUGGGAAAUCUUUGUGGACCAGAACCUUGCAGAAACCAACAGGAAAAAUACCAUUGACCUGGUUGGCGCCCGAAGUUUGCGCCAUUCCUCUGACGAUGAUAUGGAGAGCCCCUUCCCCAAAGAGUUGACACUGCAGCAGGCAUUCUCGGACUACCAGAUUCAGCAAAUGACAGCUAACUUUGUGGAUCAAUUUGGAUUCAAUGAUGAGGAGUUUACCGAACACGAUGACAGCAUUGGUGCAACCUUUGACCGUAUUGCAGAGAUCAAUAUCAACAUUGAUGCUGGCCAGGAUAGUGCUAGCACAGCUGUAUUUGAAGCCUGCUCCAAGGAGAAGAUUCAGCCUUUUGAUGAUGAUGAAGAAGACAUCUGGGAUGAUAAAGAGAUCAAUUAUGCAACACAAACAAAGUCCCGCAACAGGUUCGGUGGGUCAUGGUCAUCUCAGAGUGGCUUGGCGAGCAAGGCAUGCGCUAGGACGGCAAGCUCAGGCACAGAUUCCUUUGAUAAGACACCGGGCUUGGACACAGAGGAUGGGGAGGAGCUUAAGCAGACCCUGGAUCCUUUCUCGAGUCACUGCCAGGCUGAGACCAAGCAGAGUGCAGGCUGGAUAGCCGACUUUGAAGAGGUGAAUUCGAAAGCCCCUGCGGCAGGAGUGUGCUUCACAGCCUGGGACAGUCCAGCCGCCCAGCCUGCCACUUCAGAGACGGAGGAGAAGGGGUGGGCCAAGUUCACAGACUUCCAGCCUUUCUGCUGCUCAGAAACGGGCUCCCGGUGCAAUUCUCCUGUGGACUCGGAGCUAAGCAGCUCGGACAGAACAAAACCAAACCAGAACCCUUGUGUGUGGAGCGUGUGUGGGGCAAGGAAAGCUCCCCUGGUGGCGUCAGACAGCUCUUCCUCCGGGAGCUCGGAGAGCGAUGAGGAGGAAGAUAAGACCGAGUCCGUCUCUCUAGAGACAAUCGCCACAGAGACCCCCACCACUGGUGCCAACAAGGAGACCACGUGGCUUGCAGUGGACGCCAAAAGUGAGAGAGCAGUCUUUACCAGUGAAGUAGAUGAGGUGCCGAAGGAGGGACUCUCCAUCAGGGACAGGGCGAAAAGUGUUGACAACGAGAAGGCCAAGAAAGAUGGAGAACUACUCAGCACAACUACCACAAGUCCAGCCAACAGGUUGGCCUCAGCCUCACAGGAGACACAACUCUCUGCUAACGGACCAGCCUAACACUGCAGCAAAGACGAACACCUCACAACCCACUCCCACCUGUCUACAUUCAGCACACAAACAGCCACGCCACCUUCUCUCCCUGUAAGCACCCAUCCCAUGUGUUUAGUUUAUAUCUGCAGAAACACGAGAGGCCAGGACAUCACAAAGAAAGCCAGAGGUAACAGGGCCCCUCACCAUACAUAUUCUGGAUGUAAAAGCUCACUAACGGGUACAUGUGUUGCUGCAAUUUCUUCCGGCGAGUCUCCUUUACCUCGGUGACAUCACCAGAACGGGAUGCUGUAGAGGAGAAAGAGGCCGGUGUGUUUUCAGUGGGAGCAUUAUUUGCCUGACAGGCCCCAAAAAGUAUGCCACCGGUUGCAUUUGUAGAUUGGCUCUUCUUCCUAGAGUUUACUGUGCUGUGAAACUGGACUGCUGUUGUCAGAAUCUGGGUUGGUUUGUGAAGUGUGUCGGCUUCUUGACACUCUGACAGCAGACUCUGCUGAGCUUCUUCCAAGAGGAGCUUCUGAAUGUUUACCUUGGCGGGGCAAAUGAUAUUACGGGAAACGUCACUAACACUAGCUGCCCCGUUCCACUUAGUGAAAAUAACUUCACCGGACAGGCCUCCGCACAACCUUUCAGUAUAUGUUCUUCUCAGAGGGUUUAUUAGAGCACACGUGAUGGGCGAUAAUUUGGCCAUUUUUCCACCCGAACAUCCGUCAUCCGUGCUACCCGAGUCACAUUUGAAUCCCCGUUAAGAUUUUUCUUUAAUCCAGUGGA
Lampris incognitus (smalleye Pacific opah) is the source of this 3845-nucleotide messenger RNA. RefSeq names its product protein phosphatase 6, regulatory subunit 2b (gene ppp6r2b). The record is from RefSeq and is a predicted model, not a curated record. Gene Ontology annotation, cellular component: nucleus; cytosol. Bases 303 to 3086 code for a protein of 927 amino acids. The transcript is spliced from 25 exons. Gene Ontology annotation, molecular function: protein phosphatase binding; protein phosphatase regulator activity. NCBI's taxonomy places the organism in Eukaryota, Metazoa, Chordata, Actinopteri, Lampriformes, Lampridae.